Molecule: messenger RNA, 1839 nt
Organism: Hemiscyllium ocellatum (epaulette shark)
Lineage: Eukaryota; Metazoa; Chordata; Chondrichthyes; Orectolobiformes; Hemiscylliidae
Gene: fbxl9
Product: F-box and leucine rich repeat protein
Exons: 7
Coding region: 1-1839 (612 amino acids)
Biological process (GO): SCF-dependent proteasomal ubiquitin-dependent protein catabolic process
Cellular component (GO): SCF ubiquitin ligase complex
Molecular function (GO): protein binding
Source: RefSeq, a predicted model, not a curated record
AUGGUUACAGUGAUCUCCUACAUUCUGCAUUUCCUGUCUAUGUCUGACAGGAAGGAAGCAUCUUUGGUGAGCAAAGCUUGGUACACCGCUUCUCUGGAUCAAAGUCUCCAGAGAAAUGUUUUCUAUCAUCUCCAAGGGACAUCUGAAUCUCUGGAGUUGAUCAGAUGUUUGCGGCGGAGACAGAGUCUCUGUGUGGCGCUGAGCAACUUCGAUGGCUCACCUACCUCGACAAUGGUUAUUCAGAACAUAGCUCUGCACCUGGCCCCCUGUCUGAAGAGCCUCUUGUUGCGAGACAGCAACAUCACUGAGAGCUCCUUCGUGGAUCUCGUCCCCUUAUGCCGCAGCCUGUGGGGGCUGGAUCUCAGCUGCUGCAACGGCCUUUUCAAGCCUGGCACCUUGAUGGCGAACGCAGAGAUCAAAGCCAGAACGACGGAAGCCCUGAUGGAUCUCCAGGAGCUGAAUCUCUCCAACCUGCGGUAUCUCUCCGACCUGACCUUCAAUCGGCUUACUGACUGCAAGCCCAAGCUCAGAAAGCUGGCCCUUGCUGGCUGCCCCAUCGUCUUCGAGUUAGAUCCUUACCGAGGAGUGAAAGCAUGCAAUUCCACCUGCACACUGUCGCUGAGCAACAUCCUCUGCUUUAUAGACAGGCAGGCGGCCACGCUGAAGUGGCUAGAUUUCAGCCACACCAGUAUCACGAGCGAAGCUGUACAGUUGGUGGUGCAGGUGCCCAGGCUUCAGCUGGAGGGAUUGGCACUUCGACACUGCAAGGAUUUGACAGAUGGUGCAGUCUGUGCCAUCUGCUCUUACCAGCCCCGGCUCACCAGUCUGGACCUCACCGGUUGCGGUGAGCUGACUGACAAGUCUGUUUUGGCCGUGGCCAACCUACAGUUCCUGGAGCGCCUCUGCCUGGGCAAGGUCCGCCUCGUGACUGACCGCGGGCUGAAGAACCUGUCUGCCAUCCCCACCCUGCAAGCCCUUGACCUGUCUGAGUGUUACCAGGUCAGUGGUCUUGAACUGGUCAACGGACUUGCCUUGCCGUACACCACACCGACUUUACUCAGUCUCAACUUCAGCUGCUGCACCAUGGUGAAAGACAGCUGCGUUUUCUCAAUAGGGGUGAUCCUACGGGACAGCCUGCGGGAAUUGGACCUCACCUCCUGUGUGUACAUCACCGAUUUCAGCAUCUCCGUUAUCGUCAACUACCUGACCGGCCUGACAGUGCUACGGCUCAGCUGGUGUAAGGAGAUCACAGACCGGGGGCUUCUAGGAAUGAGCGUGGCCAAUGACAACUGUCAACUCGAUGAGAAGGAUGAGAAGGCCGAGAUCAUAACUGAGUCUGACCUGAAGCCUUCCAAAGAGAGAGACGGAGCUUCACUGAGAGCACUGAUAUAUCUUAAGGAGCUCUGUUUGACUGCGUGUAUGAAACUAACAGACAGCAGCAUAACCAAGGAAAUCCGCUUUCAGGAGUUAAAGACCUUGUCACUGAACAUGGUCCGCGAGAUAACGGACGAGAGCGUGGUCUCCAUUGCAGAGCAUUGCCGGAGCCUGGAAGGGCUGUCCCUCAGCCACUGUGGCCAACUGACUGACCACGGGCUGAUUACUGCUGCAACCCACAUGAAGAGGCUGACUAACCUUGAAAUCUCCUGCUGCGAUAAGAUCACCAGCCAGGCACUAGAGGUCCUCAUGCAGGAAUGUCAGUGGCUGAGGAGUCUGGAUGUUUCCAUGUGUAGUGGGCUGACGAUCAGAGACAUCGAGCGGCUUCAGCUAGCUCACCCCAGACUCACCUGCGUCAAGGCCAAAUACCUGGAGGAGCAGACCAGUUCGUCCCUCUUGGAAUGA